AUGGAUGAUACCUUCGUUGCUUUAUCUGCUGGUCUGCGUCGACGCAUAGAUGAUGCAUUCGACAGAGCUACUCGAAACACUUCAGGAUCGUCAAACCCGCCUCGAAAGAAGCGUAAGCUUGACUCAGCUCAGUCCAGUGGAUUCGCCGCUGUAGAAGAUGUAUCACCAGGAGGAUUUUUGAUAGAGGACGCUGGAGGUUUUCUACUUGAUGAAUACGAAGGCCGCACUCGGUCCCCAUCUCCGGACCCUAUCUCCAUAUCACUUUCAUCUAUCCCAGCUGCACUUCAACUUCUUGGACUUCCUCCAGAUGACGAAGAAGUUCUUUCUGUGUUUCGAAAUGCUACGUCAGGUUGGGGAGAAAACUUGGAGGGAUCGAGCGAAGUCAGCCGGAAGGACUGGCGAUCGGUGUGUGCUGCCCUUCUAGAAGGAGAAGACGAGGAAGGGAGUGACGAUCCCGGGCCUUCUGCUGCUCAUUCCGAAACAGCAGCACGCAGUGACCAGGAGGAAGAUAGUGGCCCGGAAAGUGAUGAAUACCGCAUGUCCGUCGAUGGGGACAUGAGUGAACCAGAAGCAUCUGAUGAGGAAUAUCAAGAUGAUAAGCCUGCCGCUGUUUCUAGAUCGCGCAAACCCCAAAAGGCAUCCAAGUCGUUGCCCGCCGACGCGGAGCUUGAUGCUGGUCAAUUGAGCGCGAAACAAAAGGCUGAAUGUCGGGAGGACUUCGCAAGGUUCUUCCCUGAUGUGCCUGAUGCUGAGCUGGACCGUCAGAAAAUCAUGAUCAAGGACGUUACGCGCGUUGCUAAUCUGCUUAAGGAGAAGAUAAAGGCUGAGGAAAUUAUUGCAAUGCUGGAAGUGUUCUCCACUUCACCAGAUAAAUCCAUGAGUCUUCAAGACUUUGAAAGAAUGAUGAUAGCAACAAAGCUCAUAAGGUAUGGGCAAUAA
Molecule: messenger RNA, 939 nt
Organism: Suillus discolor
Lineage: Eukaryota; Fungi; Basidiomycota; Agaricomycetes; Boletales; Suillaceae
Exons: 2
Coding region: 1-939 (312 amino acids)
Source: RefSeq, a predicted model, not a curated record